AUGCUGGUGAUGUGUGAGGCGUUCAGGGUGGCGAUGAUCGAAGAUGGAUAUUUCGUCCACUUCUUUGCGCCCAUUGACCUUCAGUUUACCCCGAAGCACAUCACCUUUUUGAUUGACACUUCCCAGUCCAUGCUUGGUCACCGAGAUAACCUGACCAUGUUCGCCGCCCGAACCAUGUACACAAAGUCGUUCAGUCGUUCAGGUGAGUGUGGGCAUGAGUGUGGGCCACAAACAGGUGAAAGACGCCUUACGCCACAUCCUGACCGACCUCAACCAGGGAGACACCUUCAACAUCAUCCACUUCUCCUCCGCCUCCUACAAGCUGGGGACGAUGCGCUACACGGGGACGGCCGUGCGAAGGCGAAGAAGUUCAUCAACAGCCUGCACGCCAAGGGAGGGACGAACAUCAACGACGGCCUCAGGGUGUCAUUUGAGCAGGAGAAUAACAUGGGUGCAGAAGGAGUGCGACCUCAUAUCAUCAUCAUGCUGACUGAUGGGCAGGCUACUGUGGGCAUCAAGCAUCCAGAAACAAUAUUGAAGAAUGUGAGGGAGAGGAACAAGGAACGAGCAUCUAUAUUUUGCCUUGGCUUCGGCAAAGAAGCUGAUAUGAAUUUGCUAGAGAGAAUAGCACAUCAAAACCAGGGUAGUGCUCGCAAAAUCUAUGAGGAUAUCGAUGCUGCUGAACAAUUAAAAGGAUUCUACCAGGAGCUGUCUACGCCCCUUCUCUUGGAUGUGCAGUUUAGCUAUUCCGAUGAUGCUGUUCAGAUGAAUAGUCUUAGUAGCACCCACUUCUACAACUACUUCCAAGGUACUGAGCUGGUAGUGACAGGACAAACAGAAUUAGACAAUUUGAGUGGGAUAAAAGCCAACAUCACUGGACAAGGAAGGAACGGACACUUCUUCAUGGGUGUAACAGGCUGGAAUACAGUUAAUCCGCCUGACAAGCACCUUCUUUCACACUUGCAUCUUGCUCCUACACCUAAGAACUUCAUUGAAAGGUUAUGGGCUUUCCUGAAAGUAAAGGAUCUACUUAACGAAGUAAAAGCAGCCAAAGGAAACCAUGAGAAAACUUCGGCACAGAGAAAGGCUUUGAAAAUAGCACUUGAGCAUCAUUUUGUUACACCACUGACAUCUUUGGUGGUAGUACAGCCAGAUCAAGAGAACUGCAAGGAUUACGAGGAUGAUGAUGAGGAAGAGGAAGUAGAAGAAGGCACUCUUGAUCAAACAGCAGUACCGAAAAUGGAUGAUAAUUCAUCCCUUUCUGACUCCUUGGAUACACAGGACUCAGUUGUCAGAGUUUUUGAUCCUGCCUCCAUUCAGGUUGUCAGUAACGAUGAAGAAUGGCACGAUUACGAGCCGGCUAGCCAGGAAAAAUCACAUUAUGCAACUAUUGCUUGGGGUGGAUCAUGUGCAAAUUAUCCAUCAGUCCCGCUGUUAAUGAUAACCAUGAUUUUACUUACCAGCAUCUUCGCGAGUCAGACAUCAGAGCUAAGGGUACAGUUGCCAGACAAAUGACAGUACUUAAAAAGAAGUACUUCAUGAUAACCACCAAGAAGACAAAUCUGUGGCCUGUCAAACUUGAGGACCGUAUGAAAGUUAGUGAAUAGUGACAUUAUCGCAUUGUGCCAC
This is a messenger RNA of Penaeus vannamei (Pacific white shrimp), 1629 nucleotides long. Lineage: Eukaryota; Metazoa; Arthropoda; Malacostraca; Decapoda; Penaeidae. The record is from RefSeq and is a predicted model, not a curated record.